CUGCGUAGUUCGCCGAACUCCCUUUCUGCCUCCGCUGCCGCCAUGGCGCCCGUGAAAAAGCUUGUGGCGAAGGGGGGCAAAAAAAAGAAGCAGGUUCUGAAGUUCACCCUUGACUGCACCCACCCCGUAGAAGAUGGAAUCAUGGACGCUGCCAAUUUUGAGCAGUUUCUUCAAGAAAGAAUCAAAGUUAAUGGAAAAGCUGGUAAUCUCGGUGGAGGGGUGGUGACCAUCGAAAGGAGCAAGAGCAAGAUUACUGUAACCUCAGAGGUGCCUUUUUCCAAAAGGUAUUUGAAAUAUCUCACCAAAAAAUAUUUGAAGAAGAAUAAUCUACGUGAUUGGUUGCGCGUAGUUGCCAACAGCAAAGAAAGCUAUGAAUUACGCUACUUCCAGAUCAACCAGGAUGAAGAGGAGGAGGAAGAUGAGGAUUGAAACUCGCUUUUCCUGGAAUGUUUUCUAUGAUUCCUUUAAUAAAACUUGGGAAACCAAA
Messenger RNA from Choloepus didactylus (southern two-toed sloth), 487 nucleotides. It is a transcript of the gene RPL22, whose product is annotated as ribosomal protein L22. The transcript is spliced from 4 exons. The record is from RefSeq and is a predicted model, not a curated record. NCBI's taxonomy places the organism in Eukaryota, Metazoa, Chordata, Mammalia, Pilosa, Megalonychidae. Bases 43 to 429 code for a protein of 128 amino acids. Gene Ontology annotation, molecular function: RNA binding; structural constituent of ribosome. Gene Ontology annotation, cellular component: ribosome. Gene Ontology annotation, biological process: cytoplasmic translation.